Messenger RNA from Microplitis demolitor, 720 nucleotides. RefSeq lists its product as uncharacterized. The coding region runs from base 142 to 633 and encodes 163 amino acids. Lineage: Eukaryota; Metazoa; Arthropoda; Insecta; Hymenoptera; Braconidae. The transcript has 3 exons. The record is from RefSeq and is a predicted model, not a curated record.
UAAAAAUUGUGAGUUGACUAAAAUUUGAUAUUUAAUAUUUAGUCGAUUGAGAAACUGAUCAGUUUUAAGUAAAACGUUGACGUGUCUGCUACGUGGAUAAAAUUUUAUUAAAAGCACAGCAGAGAAGAGAGGAGUUGAAUAAUGUGGAAGUCACUGUGGAUUGGAAUUGCAUUUGCUUUAAUCGCGGUUUCCGCGGAGCCUGCAAUUGACAAUGAAGAAAUUGUCGGUGACACUGUUGUCGAAGACGCUGUUGUCGGUGAAGAAAAUAAUAAUAAUUAUGAUGAUGAUGACUCGAAAAAAAUAGACGGUAAUAUUCCAGGAUUCGAUUUCGAUAAGGGAUUACCGUCGCCUGAAGAAUUUCUCGCGAUGCUUGAGUCAAUGAAUUUGUCGGAUGAGGAAAAAGCUAAUUUGCAUGACGCUAUUAUGAAUAACGCCAAUCUGGAUCAAGUACUUGAACGUUCCCAAACAUCUGGAAAACCGUUCAUGUACCAAAUUUUAAUGUUACUUGGCCUACUUAGUAUUGUCGCCAUUAUUUUUGUAUUCUUUGGAUACAAACUGUACAAAAGUUUAAUAGAGAAAGAGCGUCGCCGCGAAAUGAAGAGGAAACAAAAAGAAUUGAAGAAAAAAAAAUAAAAUUAAAGAAAUUAUGAUUUUUUUUUUUUUUAAUAAUAACUUGAUAAGUAAAAAAAUUUCACUAAUAAAUACAUUGCGUUAUUACAA